This is a messenger RNA of Solanum tuberosum (potato), 1044 nucleotides long. Its product is annotated as F-box/LRR-repeat protein At3g26922-like. The record is from RefSeq and is a predicted model, not a curated record. The coding region runs from base 1 to 1044 and encodes 347 amino acids. Gene Ontology annotation, molecular function: protein binding. Lineage: Eukaryota; Viridiplantae; Streptophyta; Magnoliopsida; Solanales; Solanaceae. The transcript is spliced from 2 exons.
AUGGUGAACAUGAAUAAUCAUUGUACAAAAGUGAUCGUUGAUGAAAAUGAGAUAGACAAGAUCUUUGAUUUACCCAUGGAUAUCCUCGAUGAAAUAGUCAAGGAUAUGUCAUUUCAAGAAUUAGUAAAAACAUGUGUUUUGUCCAAGAAGUGGGUACAUUUUUGGACUAUGCAUCCAAUACUAGUUCUAGAUUGGGAGUUCUUUGAAGAGAAAAGUGGUACUAUAGGAUUGAUUGAAAAUGGUUUUAGUAAAAUGAUUGACAACAUUCUCUUGCAUCAUGUUGGAUCCCUAGUCAAAUUUUUCCUUGAUUUGUCAACUAUUGAUUGUAAUGAUAGGGACCUUGACCAUUGGUUGUUAUGUGAAACAAGUAAAUGCGUCAAAGAACUUACCCUAAAAAAUCACAAACGCAAACGUUAUACAUUGGCUUUUUGUGUAUUUGAUUGUCCAACUCUCACAUAUCUAGAUGUCACAAAUUUCAUAGUUAAACCACCUUCUCCCAAAGCAUUAUUCCCAAAUCUCCUUGAAUUGACCUUGAAGUUCAUCAAAUUUUGCCCAGACAAAGCAAAUUAUGUCUUGAAUACCCCAUUACUUUACUCUUUAACGUUCAUUGCUUGCAAUGGCGUUCAUUUCCUCACCAUAUCUGCUCCUAGGAUCCAGUUCUUGACUGUUCAUGAUAGUCAUGACAUUUACGCAAUUUUUUUUGAUAACUUGUCAAAUGCUAGGGAGUUGUUCAUGGUUGUCAAUACCUUGAGUGAAGAAAACAUAGAUGAAGUUACACAUUAUUUGGAAGAUCCAAAUUGUGUUGACAAACGAUUUGAGAAGCUUGAAUUUGUGGAGCUAAGAGAGUUUGAGGGGACACAAUUUGAACUCCUUUUCUUAAAGCUCAUAUUGGCAUAUUCCCCUUCACUUUCAAGGAUGAUUGUUGAACCUUCUGAUGAACUUGAUGUAGCUGAGGUAUUGAAUUUGUAUGAAGAAUUGAGGAUGUCCUUAAAAGCAUUACUAAGAGCAAAAGUCAUCAUAGCACCUCAUGGUCAAGAUGUGUAA